Molecule: messenger RNA, 1071 nt
Organism: Ostertagia ostertagi
Lineage: Eukaryota; Metazoa; Nematoda; Chromadorea; Rhabditida; Trichostrongylidae
Source: the annotation of a GenBank genome assembly
AUGAGGGUUGAGUUGGAAGGAGGACGGAGUAGUGAAGUAGCUUUUUAUAUUGCGGAUAGUCGUGAAGAGGAAGUACUGCUUGGAAAUGCACUAGGCGAUUUGGGAGUUACCUUGACAAUUUCGCAGUCAAAACCAGAUGCCAGUGAGGCCGAAGGUGUGAAGCCCAACACAGUGAAGGUAGCAAAGAGGAUAUAUAUCCCACCUCACGGAUCUAGGGUAGUGUCGGCUCACUGUGAUGUUGGAGAACAAAUGACGGAGGGUGUCCUUUGGCCAACUAGAGGGUUGAGUUGUGGAGUUUUCAAAAUAAGGAAUCAGAAAGUUGAAAUACCAGUGGUAAAUCAUAGUGAGGAGCCUAUGAUUCUUGGACGAGGGGAGGAAAUUGGCCACUGGGGUACCGAGAAGUGGAAAGAAAAAUGGGAAGCCUUUAACCCAUGUGUGUUGGAGGAUACAGGGAAUAGGGCGGAUAGCCACGAACGUCGAGCGCUUUUAAUAGAGCAGCUCAGACAAAGCUCGAAUGCCAAGAGCUUAAGCGAGGAUAUUUUGGAGGUACUAGACGAAUUCCCAGAGGCUUUUUCCGUGUCAGAUACGGAACUCACGGGAACGGACAAGGUAGUGAUGGACAUAGACACAGGGGACAACAAGCCCAUCAAGAUGAAGACACGGCCUGUCCCAUUAGCAGUAAGAAAAAAGUUGAAGGAGCUGUUGGUUGACCUGCAAAAUCGUAAGAUCAUCGAAAAAAGCAGCUCAGAAUGGGCAUUUCCUAUAGUCCUAGUCGAAAAAAAGGAUGGAAGUUUGCGCCUGUGCGUAGAUUACAGAGAGCUCAAUAAGCAAGCUCAAGCAGCAAGAUCAAGCAAGAUUCGUUUAACAAAACGUGGCUUUUAUGAAAUCACAACAGUAGAUUCACUUCGAGAAACUCGUGGUCUAAGGUGCUCGUUCUCCAAGAUCGCCAUGUUGAAGAGUCCAAAGGCUCUAAAAGUUAUUCAUGAGGCUGUUCCGCAUAUAAGUGGCCAGACAUCGCCUCAACCCAUGACCUCUUUGUGGUUCCACGGCGUCAUCUGUGGAACCAAAAGA